GGAGAAGCUUGCGCCUGCGUAGUGCUGGCUGUUGAUGCCGGUGGUUAUGGAGAUGCGGCGGCCGGCGGGGACUGCAGCGUUGGGUUGUCUCGCUGGCCACCUGUACAUCCGCGGCGCCGGGAAUCAGACUGUCAUUUUGCAAGCACAAAGACACAAGACAAUUUGCUGCAGGAGGCUAUUUUGCCAAAGGCAGAAAGCAUAGAACUCCAGAAUGCCCCACAAAAUUGGAUUUGUUACAAUAAGCUCCUCUGGCCAUGAAGAUGGGUAUAAUUCAAAUGAACUGAUGGUGCAUGCGCCAACAGUAAAUGGCUGGCGUUCUCCAAGGUUCUGCCUCUACCCACAGGAGAUUGUCCUGCAAAUGGUGGAGCGUUGUCGGAUUCGCAAGCUGCAGCUACUUGCACACCAGUACUUGAUUUCUACUAAAAUUGAAUUUUAUAUCAGCGACAAUCUUCCGGAUCACCUUGGGUCCCACCACGUGGAGAAAUUUCACAGACUCGGGUAUGUUUCCCUCUCGGAUAAUCAAAAAACAGGAUUCAAAGCCCGGGAGCUUAAGUCUGUCCAUGUUGAUGCAAUUGGGCAAUAUCUGAAAUUAACAUUCCAUAAAAACCAUGUCAACAGAUACAACUUGUACAAUCAGGUUGCCCUGGUAGCUGUUAAUAUCCUUGGAGAUCCAGUAGAAUACAAUGAAACAUGUAUAACUCCUACGAAAGAUAAGCUGAUUGAUCACUACCUUGGACGAAGCCCAGAUGACCCAGCACUUGAUGGCACUUAUUUCAGUAAAUCUGAGAUUGUCUCACCCUUGGAUGACCUCGCCUUUGACAUGUACCAGGAUCCUGAGGUGGCCCAAAUAAUACGUAAAUUGGAUGAGGAGAAACAUGAAGCAGUUAAACAUGAGCGUUAUGAUUUUGCAAAGAAACUUAAACAAGCCAUAGCUGACCUUCAGAAGGUGGGAGAGCGCCUGGGCCGUUAUGAGGUGGAAAAGCGCUGUGCAAUAGAGAAAGAGGACUAUGACCUGGCAAAACAGAAGAAGCAGCAAAUGGAUGAUUACAGGAUGAAAGUUUACCAGCAGUUGGAGCUACAUAACUUGUUAGACAUGGGAAUGAUCCGAAAGCUUCCUGAGUUUCCCCUUGAACCAGUGGAUCACCCCAGUAGAAUCCAACAACAGGUUUUGAGGCUGAAAUCUGCACCAACUGUGGAAACCCAAUUGCAAGAGUCUUAUGAAGAAAGCCACAAGUUACAGUAUCAGACCCCUGGAAAGCCACAAUGCUCUCCCAAACCACUGCAUUCUCCUCCUCUACCUGCCAGGUUACCUUCUCCAAGGGUGGAUACUAACUCACUUCCCUACGAUGAGAGGCCACUACCAACUCAACGCAAACCGGCAGAAUUGUAUGGCAUACCCCAGCUAGAAGUUAAUGAGUCGCCUGCAGUAAACACAGAUUCUUUGCCUACAUCAAGAAGUGGAAUCACUGGAGAACCAGAGCCACUAACUGAGAAAGCUUUCAGAGAAGCUUGUUUUGCCAUUGAUUUAUUUGGAGAAGCACUGGUGGCUGGAGCCUAUUCCAAGACUUGGUCAUAUAGAGAAGAUGCGUUACUGGCUGUGUAUAAAAAACUUUCCACUGUUCCUGAAGGAAUACCCAAGGAUGAACUAAGGAAUAUGUUGAAAGCAGCAAUUUUCCUUGUUCGUAGAGCCAUUAAGGACAAAGUAUCAUCUGUUUUCCAAGCAUCUCUGAAGUUACUGAAAAUGCUGAUUGCACAGUAUGCUCCCAAGCACCAGCUGGGCAAAGUAGAAAUCACACAUUGUGUGGAGAGAACGUUACCCAUUCUCCUUAGCAAGACUGGAGAUGCAACAACACAUCUUCGAGUGGCUGCAAUGAAUUUUAUCCAGGAAAUGGCACUGCUUAAAGAAGUACGACCCCUUCACAUUAUCCCACCUCAGUUAAUGCAGCCUUUGAAGCCACAAGUUCCAGGCCGCCUGGUGAUGAAUCAAAUUGAGUUGGUGGAACGCUUGCUCAAGGAGUUGGGUACAGAUAAUAGUGGCUUCACCAUAGGCAAUGUCAUGAAGAGUUACAACAGGGAGCAUUUGCAAUGCACCAUACUGCAAUGGAGAAGAAAAAACAGAGAACUUACUCUUGCAGAGAAGUUUGCAGCAGGAGCUUUGGAACAUACUGCAUCCGAAGUCAGAGAUACAGCUGUACGGAUUGUCCUUUACAUGUAUCGACAACACAGGGGUGCCAUUUUGCACUACCUUCCACCUGAUGACGCAAAUACACGCAGGAAUGUGCUAUACAAAUCACUUUUUGAUGGGUUUGCGAAAAUAGAUGGGAGGCCAACAGAAGCCGAGCAGCGAGCACACAAAAAGGCAGCUGCAGAAGAGGCAGAGAGGCGGAAGAAAGAGGAAAUAAGGGCCCUGCAGGAGCAACUGGCGGCACUGAGAGAAAUACAGGCAGAGGUCCAGGCUGAAAAGGGAAAAGAUGCAGAAAACAGUAAAGUUUCUAAAAUGGAUCGUGGAAACAAAGCUGCAGCCCCACAGCCAGAGGUGCGAGAUGACCAGUCUUCAGUGGUGAAUUAUUUGGAUAACUUAUGCAUAUUCUGUGGAGAACGGGAUGAAACGUUUACUGACGAAGGCUUGGACAUCCAUUACUGGAAGCACUGUCCAAUGUUGAGACGUUGUGAGCAUUGCAAACAGGUGGUAGAAAUAGCCACCCUUACAGAACACAGGCUGACCGAGUGUGACAAGAAAGACAGUUUUGGGAAAUGUCAUCGUUGUGGUGAAGCAGUAGCAAAAGAAGACCUGCAGGAACAUGUUACGAUGAAGAGUUGCAAUGCUGCGAUGCCUGAGAAAGUUGCCAACCACUGUCCACUGUGCCAUGAGAAUUUCCAGCCAGGAGAGGAGGCCUGGAAAGUGCAUCUCAUGGGAAGAGAUGGCUGUAAAAUGAACCCCCGCAGGACGCAGACAUUACAGAGGGGUCAGCAACUCCAACAAGCAAAGUCUGGAACUGUGGCUACAUCUAGGUCGGGUCCAACAGGGGUUAAAGGACGUUCCCCAACCUCUGUCAGCAAAAUUCCUGCUCCAAGAGCUGGGUUAAACAAAACAACAAGCAUAACUCCAAAUCGACGAUGAACUUGCACCAUCCAAAGGUCAAAAUACUGCAGCAAACUUAACGAAACCCCUGCACCACGAACACCGAACAAUCAGAUUGCAAUGUCAGUUAUGAAUGCACACAGGACUGAGAAAUCACUGACAGGCAAAAGGCUGUUUGCAUGCUUCUGACUUAUUGGAGCCAUUUUGAUACCUAUGAAACAUCCAUCCCAUCCAGGCUAGACUCCAGCUUAAUUCCUUAAAUAAUUCCAUUGGUACUUAGAAAGUUGUUUAAUGAAAUGAUUAAAAGAAAGCAGGACUGUAAAAUACAAGUUCAGUAGUUAUCUCUCAGUCCAUUCAUCUAUUGUGUUGCAGAAAAUUCCAAUUUACUGAAAUCCAUUUUUUUCCCCAUUUGCUUUCCUUUCAUGCAACAGCUUUGGAAGAGAAUUUGAUCUCACUGUUUUGGACUGAUCAAUUACAGCAGUCCUGCUUAGAAUAUAUUGUUAACAAUUAUACAGAAUCAUUCAUUUUAAACUGCCCACAUAAAAAACAAUUUUAUUUGCAGCAGAGUGCCACAUGGUUUUUAUGAGGUGCUGCAAUAUGAAAAUUGGACUUAAGCAUUCUUUUAUCUCUGAACUUUUGUCCAAAUACUUGAGUUACUUGUAACCCAUUAGGGAAUUGAGCUCAUCAUGACCAGAUAAAUCAUUUACUGUCAGAGUCAGACUGAAAGCUAGGACUGUUGUUCACUGCAGAAAAUUAUCCCUGAAGUAAGUGGUUGUUGCAAACUAGUUAUAUGCAAUAAAUCUGUGGCAAAUAUUUCUGUGAAUCUGACGGUGGAACUUAAUUUGAGAUAGAUUGAGAAAUGCUAGGCGACUGGAACUCCCACUGCAGCUCUUUUGUGCAUCUAUAGCCUACAAGUCUGAUUGCUGCUUCUAUGUGAAUAGAAUCAUUUAGAGUGGAGUGAGACAACUUAGCUUUGCUCCUGUAAACACUUAGCAAGGAAAAUAUUGAUGGUAAAAUGCAUUAGGGAAACCCAUGAAGUAACAUUAAAGGGCAGUGUAUUUUGUUUUUAUGUUAAAUAACUGCGUAGAUGAAACACAUAGCAAAGCAUUGGUUGGGAAAGGCCAACAGAACCCACCUGAUUUUUCCAUCUAUCUAAAUUGUACAGUGAUUAUUAAACACCAACAAACCCAAUGUGGGAAUAUCUACCUAAAGUCUAGAAUCUCAACAUUGCAGAAAAUCAGCUGCAAUGCUCAUUCACUUGUUGAAAAUUAUUCCAGAAUCCCAACCAUUACUUCUUGAGUUGUAUUGGGAGCAAUAUUGCCCAAACAAAAAAAAAAUCAUGUUAAAUGUUUGUGACAUAGUUUAGUAACUGUAGAAGAUUAUGGGUGGUGUGUUUUUAACGAAUCCAAAAAUAAAUUGCAGUUGUUUCUCUGCUUAUAUUUGUUGGAAACCACAAAAUCCCAGAUUAAAGAUGGCACUGAUGAUG
This is a messenger RNA of Carcharodon carcharias (great white shark), 4568 nucleotides long. It is a transcript of the gene cep104, whose product is annotated as centrosomal protein 104. Gene Ontology annotation, cellular component: cilium. The transcript has 24 exons. Lineage: Eukaryota; Metazoa; Chordata; Chondrichthyes; Lamniformes; Lamnidae. The record is from RefSeq and is a predicted model, not a curated record. The coding region runs from base 212 to 3121 and encodes 969 amino acids.